UGUAGAAAGAUCUUUAUGUUUCCAAGUUUUUGUUUGAUAUUAUUAUUUUUUUUUCAAAAACGACCUCGGAUCUUUUGACUAUUAAAGUGUAUUAUUAAAAAUGAUUACAUACACAAACUUUGAUUUUUAUGUGUGCCAACAACGUUUGACAUUUCUGUAAAUUGUGUUUUUAUAUACGCGCAUUGCUCAUAUAGUGCUUGCACAUCAGCUGAUUUUUUCAAGUGUGAUCUCUCUCUCUCUGUCUCAAAGAGUUGUGUGUGCAAAUUUUCAAAGUUGGAGUUUUAUUUUUAGUGUUUGUGCGAUACAAUAAUGGUGCGAGUGUCUAUGUUAAAUCGUCGCUUUAUCGCGAAAUAUCGUUUGCCUUUUAAUUUAUUUUAAUUCAAAGGAUAUUUGUUUGUUUUGUUUUUUUUUUUUUUGUCCCAAAAGGCCUUUCGCGAACGCAUCGUCAUUCUCUCAGAAGGAAAUUUUUUUGGCAUCUUUUUGCAGACUUUCUUCAGACAAAAAAAAAGAGAGAAAAAAAAAUCAAGAACAAUGCAAAGAACAAAAGCUAAUAUUUUUCAUGAUAUUUAUAAUCAACCAUACAAUGAUUGCUCGAAAGUAAAACUUUAUUCGAGCACUAAAGCAAGUCUUCAAAUGAUUCAACGUAUGUCAUUGUUGAAAAGAUUAAAGGUACACGAUGGUUGUGUCAAUUCAAUUUGUUGGAAUAGUACCGGUGAUUUAAUUUUAUCUGGAAGUGAUGAUCAACAUUUGGUACUCACAAAUGCAUACACUUAUCAGGUAUUAACGGACUACAAAACUAGCCAUAGAGCAAAUAUAUUUAGUGCUAAGUUUUUGCCUAAUAGUAACGAUCAUCGGAUUGUAUCGUGUAGUGGCGAUGGAAUUAUUCUUUAUACAGAUUUAAUGAGGAGAACAGGAACAUUUCAAAAUCAAUUUAAUUGUCAUAGCGGCACUACUUAUGAAAUUGCUACAAUACAUGGUGAACCACACAAUUUUUUGAGUUGCGGUGAAGAUGGAACUGUAAGAUGGUUUGAUCUUCGAAUAAAAGACAAAUGUCACGAGCCAAGAUGUAAAGAGGAUGUUCUUAUUUCUUGCCAACGGGCAGUAACUGCUUUAUCAGUGAAUCCUGUAAUGCUUCAUCAAAUUGCAAUUGGUUGUUCAGAUAGUACGGUGAGAACCUUCGAUAGAAGAAUGCUUAGCACACAUGCUACUGGUUCCACAGAUAAUGGACUAACAUCGAGACCAUUGAGCAGUUUUACUGUACCUGAAUUUGAUGGAAAUUCUUAUAGAAUAACAUCAUUGAGUUACAGUCCUGAUGGUCAAGAUGUUCUUGUUAGUUAUAGCAGUGAUCAUCUUUAUUUAUUCAGUAUAAAGGAUCAAGGAAGUGUACAUUUUAAGAAAAAUAUGUCCCACGGUAAAAGUAAAGGGAAAAAGCAUCCUUUGAGAUCACCACAGCCAGUUCGACGUUUAAGAUUGCGUGGCGAUUGGUCUGAUACUGGACCAGAUGCACGUCCUGAACGUGAAGGUGGACGACGUAAUGGACCAGAAAUAGCACAGGCGAGGCCCGUUCUUCAUACAUCUUUGAUGCAGAGAAUGACUGACGUUCUCAGUAGAAUGCUAAACGAUCCAGCAACAAGAGCUGCCUUAAGUGGAGGAGGAGAAGAUAGUUUAGAAGGCGUUAUGGAACAGCAUGUUGAACAAAAUCAAAAUAGUACGGAAGCAAAUGCAGAGCCAAACGUUAAUAGAAGUAACGAAAGUGAAAAUGUUGAACGUGAACAAAGUAAUACAUUAAAUAUUACUACCGAACAAAGUGAAAAUCUACCCGUCAAUGAGAGUCAAAUAAAUGAUGAUUUAAGGAUAGAACCAGUUCAAACUUCCGAAAAUAUUCAAACACAAAUUGAAGCAAAACCAACGACGAGUAGUGCUUCAAGUAGCGAUGUAAAUUUAAGUGAAAAAAUAAAUAACAGCCGAGUUGAGGAGAAGCCAAAACAAGAGGAGAGUGCAUCAUCGAGUGCUGCCGAAUCAGCUGAGAGUCGACUUAGUAUUAAUGAGACGGUUCCAAUGGAAACUGAAUCUAGUCAAGGCGUACAGGAACAACAAUGUUGUCUUCAAUCGUUCAUAUCAAAUAAACGUCGAAUGAAUCAACUUUCAACAUUAAGUGAACAUAGUGCAGAUGUUGGUACUAGUCAUGAAGGAAGUAUUAUGGAAAAUCUUCAAGAUCGAUUGACAACAAUGAGAGAUGGAUUUCUUGAGAGGCACGGCAGUGAACCUGCAGUGAGUUUAACAUAUUCUGAUAAAAGUUCAACAAAUGCGACAAUUUCACUUGGAGUCGCAGACGAAGUGACUCGUGACUCUUAUCAUCCAGAACCAUCAGCGAGCGGAAAUAGUAGAGUGCAAUUAACUGAUGCUGGACCAAGUUGUUCGCGUGUCAAUCAAUCCAAUUUUAGCGAUAUUCGAGAAAGAACAGAUGAAGAUGUUUACAAUGACAGCGAUGAUGAAGAAAUGGAAUCGAAAAGAAGACUUGAUAAUGCAAUUGAAGUCGAAAUGGAUGAAGCAAUCGCGAAUGCCCGCGCGUCUCAAGGUGAAGAACAUUUUGAUGAAUCCUACAUAACGGAACUUCAUGUCAAGCAAAAAUACAUGGGACACCGUAAUGCAAGUUUCUUUAGGACUAUGAUCAAGGAAGCAAAUUUCUGGGGCGAUGAUUACGUCAUGUCCGGCAGUGAUUGUGGCCAUGUUUUCGUCUGGGAUAGAGAGACGGCAAAACUUUGUAUGUUACUUGAAGCCGAUCAACAUGUUGUCAAUUGUCUACAGCCACAUCCUUUUCUUCCAAUGCUCGCCACUUCGGGUAUUGACUAUGACGUCAAACUUUGGGCACCCAUUAAUGUUGAAACAAAUUUUGAUGAAACUUUUGCAGAUGAUUUGAAAAAAAGAAAUGCUGUUAUGUUGGAAGAAACCAAAGACACUAUUACAGUUCCUGCUGUAUUUAUGAUUAGAAUGUUAGCGUGUCUAAAUCAAAUACGCAGAGGUCGAGGUCGCAGAAGCAGAAGUAGCGACGAGACAGAUGAAAUUGGAGCCGGUUAAUGAUUUCUACAUUGAGAGAAACAUUAUUUGAUAUAACCAUAUACUAUAAUAUUGACUCAUUUGAAGGGCCCACUCAUUAAAAAAAAAAAAAAAAUCCUUUACUUUUCAAAUGCUCAAUAAGAAUUUUUUAAGUCUUCGUGAUGAACGCAUAGUUUACAUAGAAAAACGCCUAUAUUUUGUAAUAUCCAUUCGAAUGUGGAAUUUAAAUAUUCAGCUUGGAAUUGUUUUCAUAUCCAUCAGAAGUAGAAUAGAUUUUUAGAUGUUUUCUUUUUUCAAUUACACACGCUAAAAAAAAACCAAUAUAGAAAUUUCUUAUACGAAAAACAUAUUUUUAAAGAUAGAGCAGAUGUUAUGCUUCAAAUAACAAUAUUUGCUAUUUUUUUGUUUUCAUAUUUUUCAAUAUUAGUAAAACAAUAUUCAAGAAAUGAGAAUUUAAAAACAAAUUUAAAAAAGUAAAAUUUACUUAUUCCCAGUGAGAAUUCUAGUAGAAAAAAAAAAUAGCAUAAACAAAAUUGUAUUAAGUUAUUAUUAAUUUUUAUUAAUUAUUUUUUUCGCAUAAUAUUAUUUUCGUAAAUAUAUAUAUAUCACUUUUCGGUUCAGUUACCAAAAAUGAAAAAAUAUUUCUAAUUUCUUUUUUUUUCUUCCUUACAGAAAAAAAACUUGAAUUUUUUUUUUUGUUCAAGUUUUGCGCAUUUUUUUUUUUUAAUCCCGAUUUUUUUCAAAAAUGAUAAAAUUAUUCGACUGUUGAAUAUCAGAUCUUCCUAUUUGUAAAACUAUAUCCAAUUUUAAUACAAAGUACAUAUAUAUAUAUAAUAUAAAAAUUAUACAUUUUUUUUCGUGCAAUACCAAGCGAUAGAUUAAAAGGUUGUGAGAUAAUAAAUGACGAAUUUAUUAUUAUUUUUUUUUUUUUGUAAUUAAUUCUUUAGAGGUGGAUAUACUAAAAAUAAUAAUUGUCACACAGCUCUCUAAAAAAAAAAAUUCGAGACGUCUUUUUUUUAAUCACGUGUCGAAAUGUGUGCCUUAAAUUAUAUGUAAAUCAUUGUCAAAGUUUUGUGAAAUCUUUGAUAAUUUAAGUAAAAGGCAAAAAAAAAUGUUUAACUUUGCGUAACUAUUCAAAAAAAAAAAAAAAAAUCAAUUACAACCCAGUGUAAUAAGUGUAUUUCACCUCUGAAGGAUUUUUGAAUUGACUGUAGAUAGGCUAAUUAGAUUUUAAGCACAAGUUCCUUAAAAAGAAGAGUAACUUAAAAUUUCGAAUACAUAAAUUUAGGUUUUAGAUAAUAAUAAGAGUGUUUUGCCAAGAUGCUUUUCAAACGUACGUAUAUAAAUAUAAUGUGGAUACUUUUACAGAGCGAAAGUAUAUUGUAGGCAUUUUGUUAAUAAUAACAGGCUUCGAAGUAAAUUAAAUUGUCUUAUU
Messenger RNA from Leptopilina boulardi, 4492 nucleotides. RefSeq names its product DDB1- and CUL4-associated factor 6-like. Gene Ontology annotation, molecular function: protein binding. The coding region runs from base 532 to 3078 and encodes 848 amino acids. NCBI's taxonomy places the organism in Eukaryota, Metazoa, Arthropoda, Insecta, Hymenoptera, Figitidae. The transcript is spliced from 17 exons. The record is from RefSeq and is a predicted model, not a curated record. Gene Ontology annotation, cellular component: cytoplasm; Cul4-RING E3 ubiquitin ligase complex. Gene Ontology annotation, biological process: positive regulation of transcription by RNA polymerase II.